This is a messenger RNA of Paraphaeosphaeria sporulosa, 1097 nucleotides long. RefSeq lists its product as uncharacterized. Lineage: Eukaryota; Fungi; Ascomycota; Dothideomycetes; Pleosporales; Didymosphaeriaceae. The transcript is spliced from 3 exons. Bases 217 to 825 code for a protein of 202 amino acids. The record is from RefSeq and is a predicted model, not a curated record.
GCCACGAGCUUUUCUCUUAGCUGCAGCAAUAAAGCCCGUCUGGUUCCACGUUUUGUAGCCGUCGCGUACCGUCUGCUUCUCUUCUUAUAUUGCCAAAGUCGUCGCCAGCGGCUGCUAGUUCCCGUUGUGCUUGCAUCACCUGCCCAGCAGCAGCCUCAAGAUCGCACCUUCGUCUUGUUCAAUCUUACAUAUUCCCGUUGCCUAACAACCGCCAUCAUGUCGUUCUGGGGAAUCUCGUUCAUUUUCUGGAGGAUCAUGGAGAUCAUCACUCUCAUCCCGACGAUGGGAAUGUUGGCUUGGUUCGUUCACUGGUACGACAGUCAACUAUAUCGCACUCCGACCGAAAUCCUGGUACUGUUCAUAGUAUCCACGCUGGCUGUGGCGUGGACGAUCGGAACGCUGUUCCUCUACAGCCGUGCCAGGCACUCGGCAGGCUUCGUCGCGUUCGUCGACCUCCUCUUCGUCGGCGCCUUCAUUGGCGCUGUCUACACUCUGCGCCGCAUCGCUGAUGCGGAUUGCUCCAACUGGUCGCGAGGAGGCCAGCAUGGCAUUAGCGCAUUUGGAUGGAGUGUCUCUGGAUCAUUCCCUACGCUUAAUGUUGACCGCCAGUGCGCAAUGUUGAAAGCUUCAUGGGCUUUUGGCAUCAUGAACUGCAUCUUCUUCUUCUUCUUCACCUUCGUCCUGGCUCUCCUCGUCCACCGCCACCACGACAGCCACGACCGCGUCGUCGUCAAGCGCGAGGUUCACCAUCAUCGCAGCUCGCGCCACCACUCGCGUUCUCCCCGACGCUCACACCACAGCCACCGCUCGCGGUCCUACGUGUAAGGACAACAGGCUUACGACUGCAUCCUAAACCCUGCGAGCGAGCGAAGCAUUACACACUGGCAAUGUCUUUACUGUGAAUAUGGAACGAAUUUGAUGGAUGCGCAACCCAGCGCAUGAACAUACGCAUUAAUGUUGAAGGGAGGGUACUAUACGGUUACGACUUACGACACGCUGCUUGGAAGCUGGUGGAGGCUUCAUCCGUGUAUUUGUGUUAUAGUUUGUUAUUUAGUUAGAGCGAAAUACCCACGGCGAGUCCUUGCGCCGGCCAUAUC